This is a messenger RNA of Grus americana (Whooping crane), 2155 nucleotides long. RefSeq names its product Fas cell surface death receptor (gene FAS). The record is from RefSeq and is a predicted model, not a curated record. NCBI's taxonomy places the organism in Eukaryota, Metazoa, Chordata, Aves, Gruiformes, Gruidae. The transcript has 9 exons. Gene Ontology annotation, biological process: regulation of stress-activated MAPK cascade; necroptotic signaling pathway; motor neuron apoptotic process. Gene Ontology annotation, molecular function: protein binding; tumor necrosis factor receptor activity. Gene Ontology annotation, cellular component: external side of plasma membrane; CD95 death-inducing signaling complex; membrane raft. The coding region runs from base 79 to 1305 and encodes 408 amino acids.
GGCGGGGAAGAGGCAGCUCGGCCCGCUACCAGCCGCCGGCCCCUCCGCUCCCCCGCCCCAGCGCCGGCGCGGGCCAGCAUGGGAGGAGCCUGGCGUGGGCAGGGCGCAGACGGGAGCAGACCGCUGGCGGCUGUGAUGGGACGGGCCCCGCUUUCGCUUUGCCGGAAGGUGCAAGGGAGAGCGCUGGGCAGCAGCGGCAUGGCCCGGGCACUCCUCCCCCUGCUCCUCGUGAUUGUCUUAAUUAAUGAAACACAGUGCAAAAAUGAUACUGAAGCUCUAAAACACAUAGUGCACAAUAAAUUUAUUACAGGGAGGAUCAUUGUUAAGAGAGAAGAUAGAUGUCAGAACGGUGAAUACAGUUCAGGUGUUCAGUGUUGCAAGAAAUGUAAUCGUGGUUUUGUUAAAAAUAUCAGCUGCCCAACAGAUAUUAACAAACACUGUGUUCCAUGUAAGAAUGGAAAGGAAUACAUACAUCAUGAAAAUGAUUUGGAGGAAUGUAUGAGAUGCUCUUCAUGUGACAGCAUAUUAGGUUUGGAGGUUGCAAAGAACUGUACCCCAGAGCAGAACACAGAAUGCACCUGUGCAAAGAACUAUUUUUGCAAUUCUUCUGUACCAUGUGGGCACUGUAGUCCAUGCACCAUAUGUGAAAGUGGUGUAAUUGAAAAACAAUGUACUUCAACUUCAGACACUGUGUGCGGCAUGAAAGAAACAGGAUUGCAAUGGUGGGCCACUGCUUUGAUGAUUAUGGUUGUACUAUUACUAAUAGCGGGAGCAAUAUUCUGGUACAAGAGAAAAUGGAAAAAUCGUACAAGGAAGGAGAACCUAAAUGAAGUAGUCCUCAAAGCAGUUGCUUCUUAUGAGAAUGUACCUCUCAUACACAGAGAUAUUGACCUGAGCAGCCAUGUUGCUGAAAUUGUGGAGGAGAUGACACUCCAACAAGUCAAGACAUUCGUUCGUAAUCACAAAGUACCAGAACCUAUCAUAGAUCAAACUAUUCGGGAUUAUUUGAAUGAUACAUCUGAACAGAAGAUUAAGCUGUUUCAAGUCUGGUAUCAAAGACAUGGGAUGAAAGGAGCCUAUGUAAACCUAAUAAGAAGCCUAAGAGAGUUUAAAAUGUGCGCUGCAGCUGAUAAAAUUGAGGAAAAACUGAAGGCAGCUGUUUCCAGCUGUCAGGAAGGGGGACAGUCUCAUGGUGAUGACACUGAGCAAAGCAAAACCUGCACUGAGGAAAGCAGAAAAAUUCUACUAUCAGUAGAUAGUGCUGACCUAAGCAAAACCUGUUCUAGUAGUUUCGAAGAGACAUAGCACGGAGUCAUUUGAAAAUUAUUUCUGACUGAAUUAGUAUUUUUCUAAUAAUAUAACAGCUUUUAAAAGACAUUUUCAUUGGCAGUUUGGUUCAAGAAAUUAUAUGAACAAGGAACAGUUAUGAUUUUUGUAGCAGUAUCUGUACUUUAAAAAAGUUUUAUCUAUUUUAUUUCAGUUGUUAAGAACUGGGAGGAGAGGUUUUAUGGCCUAUUUACUAAAAGGUACAAUAUAAGAGUCCAGCUAUAGGAUUCACUACAAAAAGAAAUAGUCAUUACUUGAAGAAAAGGUUUAGUCUAAAUGUGUGGUCCUGCAUUACUUAAUGUAAUGUUUUGCUCACAUUAAAAAAUGCAACAUCCCACAAUUUUAAAGUGAAAACUCCAGUGUUACGAGUCUAUGAAGCGUGCCGGGAAGAAUACUUGAACAACAACAAAAAAUAGCAUACACCUGAUUAUUUUUUAAUAUAGGUGUUGCUGUAUAAUUAAAUUCUACUCUGUUGUAAAUGGGAUUUCUCCCUUGUAUAAAAGCACCUCUGUGUGUGCAUAUACAGAGUUUUGUAUAUAUGUAUUUAUAUGUGUAUAUAUAUACAUGUGCAAGUUUUCUAUGCAAAAGCUGCAAGUGCUAAGUAAAAAUGAUUGUUUCCCUUGUUGUCUGCAAUGAUUGCAAGCCUUUCCUAAUGUUAAAACCCUUCAAAGAAGCAGGAGCUGAAGCAGCACAGCAGAACCGUGGUUUUUGGAAGGCAACCUGCACAAGCUCUAUAAAGUCUCCAUCAGCCAGCGUGCAACAUUAGCUUUUCUAAUGCAGGAACUGAUACAAUGAAAACAUCAUUGUCAUUAAAAAAAUAAUAAAUCCA